Molecule: messenger RNA, 2325 nt
Organism: Struthio camelus australis
Lineage: Eukaryota; Metazoa; Chordata; Aves; Struthioniformes; Struthionidae
Source: RefSeq, a predicted model, not a curated record
AUGACGGUUCGCGGGCUCAAAGAAGUUCAGAGCUUGGCAUCAAAAUCAUUCAGACCUUACCAGCGGUCCCAUCGCAAAACGCUGCCGGCUCAACCUGGUUCUAAGCACUUCUGUUUGGCCGUCCCUUCACGCGCAGUAAGGCACGGCCCAGGACGCGUCCUUCGCGGCCACGUUCGCAGAACCGGGCUUAGCCAGCGCUACAGUACCCGAGCAGGCUUUAAGCCUGUAUCUCAUUACAAAACAAACAUUUUCGGCAGCGAUAGUAAAAAACAGCGCGCGCGCGCACAAAACCCAAACGAGCAGCAGAAAACCACUAUGCAAAAGUUCCUGAAUUUCACCUCCACCAUUCAAAACCAGCUGCUGCUGGUGUCGCUGCUGGAGCACCUCUGCCACAUGUACACCCACAACCCCGUGCACUCGCGCUGCUUGUUCCGAAUACUUCGUCAGGCUUUCACAAGAACAGGGUUCCUCUCUCCUUUUGCUUUCUGUGAUGAAUUUAGUACUGUAAGAUUGCAGCAUAAUAGAGCCAUUACUGAACUAAUGAAAGCAGCUAAUCGACAAAUACUUAAUGGGGAGCUUGAUGAUGGAGAUUCUCAUGCAAUCGGGGGAAAAGAAGUUCUCUUUGAAUCACAGACUUCACGAUACUUGAAUGAAUUUGAUGAGAUUGCAAGGCUAGGAAAAGGAGGAUAUGGUAAAGUAUACAAGGUGAGAAACAAAUUAGAUGGUCAGUCCUAUGCUAUUAAAAGAAUUAACAUUAAGAAGGCUACAAGAAGAGACUGCAUGAAGGUACUACGAGAAGUUAAAGUGCUGGCUGGGCUGCAGCAUCCUAAUAUUGUAGGCUAUCACACUGCUUGGAUGGAACAUAUUCAGUUAGUAUGUCCAAAAGAUAAAGCAAUAGUGAACUUGCAGUCGUUAUCUUUGGAACAAGAGAGUGGCAAUGAUCACUGUCACAUUCAGAGUGUGGAAAGUGAUAGUUCAAUUAUCUUUGCUGACCUUACCUCACAAGAAAAGAAGUCCCAUGAAAGUACCCGUCUUAAAAAUCUGGAUAAUGAAUCAGUGCAGAGUAUGGAUGUAAGGAAUGAUUUUACUAACAGCAAUGGUAAAGAAUAUUCAAAACCAAAUAAAUAUGAAUUACAAGAAGACUCUACAAGUAAUGUUGAAAGUAGAUCACAUGAUUUUAAAGAUCAUUCCUCGUGUGGACCUCAUUCUGGUCUGGAUAAAGAUAGUAGCUCUGAGAGCAAGUCCUGCACUGAAGAAAAAUCUCAGAAGGAUGUAGCUUUAUGUGGAGAGUUUGAGGUGGAGUAUCGAUUGAUGCUUUAUAUUCAAAUGCAGCUGUGUGAAAUCUCCUUGUGGGACUGGAUUGUUGACCGUAAUAAGAGAUGCGGCGAGAGAACAGGGGAAACUUACAGUCCGUACCAUCUGGUGGAUGUCAGCUGGACCAUGAAAAUUUUUCAAGAGUUGUUAGAAGGAGUAUACUAUAUCCACAGCAUGGGAGUGAUGCAUCGAGACAUUAAACCAAGAAAUAUCUUUCUAUAUGGAUCAGAUCAUCAUGUCAAAAUAGGAGACUUUGGAUUAGCCUGCAAAGACCUUCUUCGGGAUGAUGCAGACCGCUGGCUUGAGACAAAAAGGAUAAACGGACUGAUGCAUACUUCAGGAGUGGGUACUUGCCUCUAUGCCUCACCAGAACAAUUGCAGGGAUCUCACUAUGAUUUCAAGUCAGACAUGUAUAGUAUGGGUGUUAUCCUGCUAGAACUCUUCCAACCAUUUGGAACAGAAAUGGAAAGAACAGAAGUUCUCACACGUUUACGGAAUGACCACAUUCCUAAUGCUUUCUACAAAAAAUGGCCUAUUCAAGCCAAGUACAUUAAACUCCUAACCAGUAAGAUAUCUUCACAAAGACCAACUGCUGCUCAGCUUCGUGAAAGUGAACUGUUUCAUACCACAGAACAUGUUAUUUGUAACCUACAGCAGAAGGUGAGACAGCAAGAGGAAGAAAUUGAAAAACUGAAGGAAAAAAUAAGAUUGCUUUCUGAGGAACAAGAGGAACAUAAGAGACUUGGUUCUCCAGUUUAAGUAUCAGUCAGCUGUAAGAAGUAACCUCCCUUGUACAUUACAUUAUGUAAAACUUUUUUACAUAAAGAUAUUCCAGUACAUGUUGUCCUGUCUGUUUGUAAAAGCCAUUCUUCCUUUUGCCUCAGGUCAUAGGUCUCCAGUCAGUAAAAAGGAGUCAUCUUGCACUAUGGUACAAUUUAACUUGUGUAAAUACUCAAACGUUUCAAGUUACAGAGAAGAACAGAGUAAGGAAAAAGUUAGAAAUACAACAUU